AUGUGGAUCAAUGAACCGCGGGCGCAGCGGGUUCUGGCCGAGCGGGACCUCGACGGCCUGUUCGCCGCCACCAAUAUUCCCAACGUCUUCUACCUGAGCGGGGUGUGGCGCCGGCAGGAUAUCGCCGCCAUCGUCACCCGGGACGCGGUGACGGCGCCGUGGCUCGUGAUUCCCCGGGGCGAGGUGGACUAUAUGGUGGACACCGUGCCGCCGGCGGGGGUGGUCACCUACGGCACCUUCUUCCGUGUGAUGGAAGACAACGUGCCGCUCACCGAGCGCGAACAGCGCAUCCGCGAGAUCGGCAUCGACCUGGAACCGGUGAAGGACUUCUUCGAGGGCAUCGUCCGGACGCUGGAGAACGCGGGCCUCGACCGGAGCCGGCUCGGCUACGACGAACGGGGUUUGGAUCCGGCCCUGGCGGAGCGGUUGAAGGAGCGGCUGCCGCACCUGGAGCUGGUGCCGGCCAUGUCGGCAUUCCGGGAGAUCCGCAUGGUCAAGAGCGCCGCCGAGAUCGAGCGCAUGACCGAGGCGGUGCGGGUCACCGAGCAGUCCAUCUACGAGGCCGCGCACGAGGCCCGCGAGGGCAUGACCGAGGCGAGAUGUGCCUCGCCUUCGACCUCGGGCAGGUGCGGCGUGGCGCCGAGCCCAACAUGA
Molecule: messenger RNA, 654 nt
Organism: Geodia barretti
Lineage: Eukaryota; Metazoa; Porifera; Demospongiae; Tetractinellida; Geodiidae
Source: the annotation of a GenBank genome assembly